This is a messenger RNA of Schistocerca nitens (vagrant locust), 1831 nucleotides long. Its product is annotated as zinc finger protein Helios-like. Bases 161 to 1831 code for a protein of 556 amino acids. Gene Ontology annotation, molecular function: DNA-binding transcription factor activity; RNA polymerase II cis-regulatory region sequence-specific DNA binding. The transcript is spliced from 5 exons. Gene Ontology annotation, biological process: regulation of transcription by RNA polymerase II. The record is from RefSeq and is a predicted model, not a curated record. NCBI's taxonomy places the organism in Eukaryota, Metazoa, Arthropoda, Insecta, Orthoptera, Acrididae.
AGCGGAAAUGCACGACCAAUAACUCUUCCUAAUUCCGGUAGGUCAAUGUAUUUAUUUGGACAGCAAAGCUGCUGGAUUCUAAGGAGACAUACGUCGAAAUAAAUGACUGGGCUGGAGACUUCCAAUCUUGAGCGGAUAUGGUGCGGUGAGGAGUUGGAGGAUGGCAGAGCCAGAUCGCAGCUCAACCGAUGGCACUCCUGAAAAUGAAGUAGAUUCAGGUACACAGCCUGAAAGCGCACAUAGUAAUGAAGAUGGAUGUGAUCAAGAGAAUGAAGCAGAUCAGUCUGGAGGUCAAGGAAGCCCUAUAGCAUCAGGUGGCAAUGAAGGAGCCCUUAACACCAACUAUGACUCUAGUGAUGGAGCCAUUCCAAUACACAGGUGUGACCGUUGUGAUAACUAUGAAACACUUAGUCGCUCUGCAUUUUUAACUCAUUUGUCCAGCUGCUCCGUAAAUGAGGGUGAGUCAUCAGCAGCAGACAGGAGUCAUGACCGAAAAUUGUUCCAGUGUGAUGUGUGCAAUAUGAAGUUUUCUAAUGGUGCAAAUAUGAGACGGCAUAAAAUGCGACACACAGGAGUAAAGCCUUAUGAAUGUCGUGUCUGCCAAAAGAGAUUUUUCCGCAAGGACCACCUGGCAGAGCAUUUUACAACCCAUACCAAAACAUUACCUUAUCAUUGCCCCAUUUGCAACAGAGGUUUCCAGCGUCAGAUUGCAAUGCGAGCACAUUUUCAAAAUGAACAUGUUGGACAGCAUGACAUGAUCAAGUCCUGUCCACUGUGCAGUUAUCGAGCUGGCUCAAUGAAGAGUUUACGUGUUCAUUUCUUCAACAGGCAUGGUAUAGAUCUCGACAACCCAGGGCCAGGAACGGCAGGUGCUUCAUCUGUCAUGCCAGCUGGCCACUGCUCUCCUAUGGAGAUGACAUGUGGUGUUAGUGUGGCUGCUACUUACAGUGACAGUGGAGAUUCAGUUGGUGCCAGGUCCAUUGACAAUGCUACUCCACCAAUGCAUUUUCUGACACCACAUGUUGAGAUAUCAAUGGCUGAUGCACCAACUCCAUUUUCACCUAGCCAAUGUGAGCAGCCUUUGUCCCAGUCAGUCUCUGAAAGUCAAUCAUCAUCCCAGCAUCUUAAUGGAGACUGCCCAUGUCCUGGAUCACCACAUUCAGCAGACUCCAACUCCAAUGCACCAUCCAGUAGUCAUAAUGGAAAAGAUGCAGAAAGUGUGGCUGUGGCACCAUCCAUUUCACUUAUUCCCAUCAAGCAAGAGCCAGUGUCAGCUACUGAUCCUGGGCCACUGCCUGUCAAUCUAAGCACAACAACACCUGAUGGGCAGAUGCACUUCCAGUCUGCAUCUUCAACUGGCAUUCCAAGUCUUGUAAAGGUAUCUCCACUUAAAUCACUGUUGCGAGAUGAUCUCAAGCGGAAAAUAACAGUAACAACAGCACGCCCAGGAAGCCAACCUCGCUGUAGUCGGCCUCUUGCACCUUCUCCACAUCCUGAGAGCACAGCUUCAUUGCCGUUUGGGCUCCGACAGGGAUCUGGGUUGGGAACAGUGAAUGGUACAAUUACAUCAACUGGUACAGAUCAACCACCAGACUCUGCAGCAUCAACAGUAUGGCGCCCAGCACCUCUUCGGCGUGGCACGGGAAUUGGCACUCCGUCAUCAGCUCUUCAGUGUGUAUUUUGUGGCAUUGCUUUUCCUGAUCAGACAUUAUAUUUCCUUCAUAAAGGCUGUCAUUCUGACAGCAAUCCAUGGAAAUGUAAUAUCUGUGGGGAACAGUGUUCAAAUGUUUAUGAAUUUAAUUCUCAUUUACUCAGUAAGACACAUCAAUGA